AUGAGCGUGACGCACAUCGUGAUGCUACAAUUCAAACCAGACGUCUCGUCACUCGACGUCGAAGAGGUUUGCCAACGGAUGCUGGGCCUGAAGGAGGGCUGUAUUCAUCCCGAAACGAAAAAGCCUUACAUCAAGUCUCUGACAGGGGGUAAAGAUAUUUCCAACGAAGGUCUUCAGAAUGGAUAUAGUCACUCGUUCGUGGCGAUAUUCGAGAACGUGGCCGAUAGGGACUAUUACUGUCAGAAGGACCCUCAUCAUUCAGUCUUUGCCGGGGAUAUUGGAAAGUGCGUCCAGAAUGUACAGGUGUUAGAUUUUGCUUGUUAG
Aspergillus steynii IBT 23096 is the source of this 324-nucleotide messenger RNA. Its product is annotated as Dabb family protein. NCBI's taxonomy places the organism in Eukaryota, Fungi, Ascomycota, Eurotiomycetes, Eurotiales, Aspergillaceae. The record is from RefSeq and is a predicted model, not a curated record. Bases 1 to 324 code for a protein of 107 amino acids. The transcript is spliced from 3 exons.